AUGGUUGUAAACAAACAUCCUGAAGCGCUGCUUUUGGCAGAAAACGGCAACUUGAAGAGUUUGGAGAGCCUUGAUCUGAGUCAAGCCAACGACAGCGUUGCCGAUGAACAUGGCUCCAACUGUCUGCACUACGCAGCAAGAACUGGAAAUAUCGACAUCCUCAAUUUUCUGAUCCACAAACGAAAAUUCCGUGGGAAUAAAAAGAAUCGGGUCGGGGCAACUCCGGCUCACGAUGCUGCUGCGACGGGCCAGCUUGAUGCGCUGAAGUGGUUGAUCACUCACACCGACUGCGACCCUGAUGACAGCGACGUCUCCGGGCAGACUUGCCUUCACCUCGCAGCAAGGUAUGACCACCCAGACAUCAUCAGCUGGCUCUUAGUGGAGGGACAUGCAUCUGUAUUGGAGAGGACAGAAACAGGUGCCCUACCUCUGCAUUAUGCUGCCUCAUCAGGUGCCCUGGAAUGUGUACAACUACUGGUGAAAGAAUCCCCAGGAACUGUCAACAUGCAGACCCAGAACGGCACCACGGCGGCCUAUCUGGCAGCUCAGGGCGGCCAUCUUGAAGUGCUUCGCUACCUUAUCCAUCACCGCGCAACCACCAAGAUCCGUGCAUAUGAUGGCAUGUCGUGUGUGCAUGCUGCCGCGCAAAUGGGGCAGUUAACAUGCCUGAUAUGGCUGAUUCUUGAUCACCAUGAGAGUGCAGAUGACCGCGACUUCAGCGGGUCAACUCCCCUCCACUUCGCGGUCAGUCAGGGGCAUGAGAGUACGGCAAGAUGGCUGCUGGACCAUGGUGCCCUGGUCACUCUUGACCAUCUGGGAGGAAGUCCACUACAUGAUGCUGCAUUGCAUGGUCAGCUAGAGUGUAUCCGCAUUCUUCUUGAACAUAAAGCCAAUACCACCAUCACUGACAAUGAGGGCCUCACAGCAGCCAUGUUGGCUGAGAAAUGUGGGUAUUUUCAGUGUGCUGACCUCCUGAAUGGUAGAACUGGAAAUCAGGUAACUUCAGUUUCUAGUUCCCACCAAAAAAUCACAGUAGAAGCAGUUGUCCACACACAGGACCCAAGAUCUAUAAACGGACAUGUGAAGACUUCAGUGACUAACAGCAUCCCACCACCACCAGACUCUCCGCCUCCGCGUUUCCCAAAUUUUGGCAUAAUGCCAAAAUCUCAAGGUCAAGGUCAGAGUCAAGGUCACAACAAGUUCAGUUCUGAAGUUUUGGGCAGUGACUUUUCCACCUCUAAUACAUCUAUCAGCACAUCAUCGCAAAUUCAAAAUGGUUAUAUCGCCAGCAGCUCAUCGAGUUCAGAAGCGGCCCCUGUUACUGAAAACAAUGGUUUAGGACUGACACGGAAAGUUUCCAUUUUGUCAUCAUCAGGGGAAGACUAUCCCCCGGGACUGGAUGACUAUGCCAAUGCCAUUGUGACUCUCGACAGAAAAACAAUGGAGAACAAUCAAGGUCGAGGUCACACUAAAGGUCAAGGUCAAGCUCAAUACCAAGGUCACACCACAAGGGAAACAGACAAGAAGAUAGAUCAAAUAAAAGAGAAGAAUGAAGUGAGCCAGGACAGAAAUAAUUUCCGAAAUGUAAGAGAGACCAGUUCUCCUCAGCGCAAGCUCCAGCAUGACAUCAAACCCCUCCAUAUUGCUUGGCCACCUCCUCCCUCCUCUCCUCCUCCUUCCUCCUCCACACAAUCCCCAACAUCACCACCACUGGGUUCUCCGCCCCCACCCCCUUACUCACCAGUGAAGACAACUGGUACUGCCCUAUCACCUACAGUCCAGGUACCACCACCACCACCUCCACCUCCUCCACCACCUCCACCCCCACCACCACCACCACCAGCACCAACCCCAAUUGAGAAGGAGGGAGGAACUAAAGCUGUAAGGCCUAACAGAUUUGAAGAGCCUUUUCAGUCAUCUGGCCACAGCAGAGGUAUGUCUACCAGCUCUAGCGCUGGCUCCUCGAGCGCUGAGAACCUUAUUGCAGAACUGAAAGCCUCCAGUGGCAUCAUGGGAUUGCGCAGGACGAGAAGACUGGCAGAGCUUGACGCACAGUUGGGAAUCGACAAGGCAUCCAGAGAAGAGACUGUAGGAGGCAGCACAGUACUGGGCAAGCCUGUAACCAAGACAGUCUUCAUCAGCCCCAGUGCGUCCACCUCCAGAUCCCAGUCUCCUGUGAACACCAAACCAAAGCCUAACAAAUUACAGCAUGGUGCAGUGGAGCAGUUUGAAAAGCCAGCUCCAGGAGAUGGCAGCACUGACUCCAAUACAAGACCAUCAGGAUCCUACAAGGCAGAAGACUUCCUGGGCGAGGUUCCCACCACUGACAAGGAGGGGAAAGACAUCCCACCUUGGAAGCGACAGGUCCUGGCCAAGCAAAUGGCAGACAAGGCAAAUUCUGGUCUGAUACAGAAAAAAGAUAGUGCCAAGUAUGAAAACAUGCCUCCUUGGAAGAGAGCUCUUGUGGAAAAGAAGGAAGCUUUGGCAGCCAAGGAGAGAGAGGAGAGGGAGCUCCAGAGAAAGAGACAGGCAGCAGAGGAGGCUGAGACUGCAGAAAAGCUGGCUCCAUGGCAACAGGAGCUAAGGAUGAAAAGAAAUUGAAAAUAUUGUAUUUAGUUAGGCAUUUAUUAAAGUAUCCAAGUUAAAUCCUUAGUUUUUCUUUCAUUUUAUUUUCACAGUGAAGAAUUUGUUGUUGUCGAAUUGAAGUUGAGGUGUUGAUUACACACAAUCAAAGAAUUCCAGCAAUUGUAAUCAAAACUAUAGCUGUAGAUCUUAAACAUUAUAACAGCAAAAUGUAGCUAGAAACUUGCUUCUAUUGUUUUUGUGUACAUUUGAUAUUUUUUGUGUAAACUCUAAAAUUACAGCAAAAUGGGACAAACCAGUGAAAAAAUAAGUAAUAGAGAAUUAAUAAAAAUAAGUGUUGAUAGUAUUUACAUAUUAAUUAUGGAGUCAAAUGCUUUAUUUGACGGAUUUGUGUGCCAUUUGACAUUUUGCAGAUAUUUAGUGCAUUUGAUUUGUAUUUUUAUGUUCAAUAUUACAGUGCUAUAGGUGUGCCCUCAUGUAUCGUGACGUUUGCUGGCAUUGCAGUGUGUUAGGUGUGACAGCAUUGCUACUGGUUGUGCUUGAGCACUGUGCUCAAUUUUCAACAUGCGCCAUGUACAGUAGCUACUGUUAAUCUUAAUAUUUUCAUUAAAAACCCAAUCGAUUGAUAAAUGGAGAACAUAAUCUAGUUUUUUUUUUUAAUGUAAGUAGGAAUCAACAAAUUGGAAACAUAAAAAAAAGUAUAUGGUAGAGAAUAAAGCAGUUAUUGGGGAUGAUAAUUCUUAGGACCAGUUACACCACUACUUGUAGGCUAUUCAUGUAUGCUCCCCAGGGAGGCGAGAUUGUCUCAAUGUUGCCAUGACCGCUAGGCAUACAUUGUAGCACUGGCUGAUCUCCUUAAUCUAAGGUAUUGAUUAUAAACAUUUCUCUUUUAAUUUUUCACUAGUUUUUUCACGUAUUCAGGCUUACAAACAGCAUGCUUUGUACUUGUAUAUCCACAGUUAUUAUAUUCUACAUGAGUUUCCCAGAAUAGGGUGUGUGAAAUUUGGAUGUAUCAAUUGAAGGUCAUCGUGAAAUGUGAUUUUUGUGUCCCAUUUACAUUUUAACUGGCAUGCGUACACACACAAACACACACACACACACACAAAUACACGCACACACAUGCACCAGUUAGAAAGCAAUAUUCAGGAUCAGUCAUCAGGUUCUGGUGUUUGAGAUGCAUAUCUAGUCAUUAUAAUGUAGCAGGUAAUCAAUUACUGUUAUCCAUUUGGUGCUUGGUUCUUCAUAAUAUGUACAAUGAAGGUUUUUUCAACUUGUUAUAAGGUCAGCUGUUCAUGCUUUAUUUAUUUAUUUAAUUUUAUUUAUUUAUUUAUUUAUUUAUUUAUUUAUUUAUUUAUUUAUUUAUUUAUUUAUUCCUGUCUGUAUGCAUUUUGCUUCUUUUAUUUAUUUAUUUCUUUUUCAUUAAACAACUUAACAGGAGGUUUUGUCCACUGAUUAUAUAAGCUUCAAAUUGUUCUGCAGCUACACUGUGCUUUUGUCAAGAGACUGAGCACCUGACUACUGGCCCUCACAGGGCAGUGGCUGACUUCUGUCUGACCACACUGGUCCACUAAUUAAGUGUCUGUUACAAAAUUACUUUCAUUUUGUAUACUACUUUAGUGGGCAGUGCGGUCAGUGCUUCCUUGACUGGUUGCAAGGCCCCAGUGGGCCUGAAUCAUCAGAGCAAUUGUGUUUGCCAGGACAGAGUGUGUAUCCCCCUGGCAGAUCAGUGUUUCCAACCUGUCAAGAAUUAUAUGUGCAUUGUGUAAGAUUUAAUGAGUGUUAAUCUAAUAUGGGCGGCUUUAAUCGGCCAGGGAGAAUCCAGUUUCGCAUGAACUGAAUUAAUAUGUGCGCUUGUGCAUAUUGCCUUCAAUGAGUGGCGGUGUCGGAAAAUAGGCGUUAAUUCAAUUAAAUUGUACUGUCUGUAUGUAGAUGGUUUUUAGGCCAGCGCUGUGCUACCGUGUCUGUAUGUGUGAAGAAGAAAAAAACAAGGUGCUUGUCUAGUUCCAACCGCAGGCCCAUAGCUGGGAGGGGGUGGGGUGUUCAAAAGAAACACCCUUUUUAUCAGGGAAAGGUCCAUUCUGGGUAAAGUUUGAUCUAGGUCCGCAAAAGUUUCAUUGUAAUAGGUUCACUUUUUUCUGCAAAAAGAACCCCCCUUUUGAAAAUAAUAAUAAAGUUUUUUCUCGCUCGUCAACCAACUUUUCUUGGUCCUGUUAUAUAUUUUCUACGUACUAUAGCUAAUUAAUGAAUUAUGUUUACUUGAUUGCUUUACUUUAGUGUUUUUACACAUAAAAAUGUUCAUUACCUUCGGCUUACAUUUGCUCUCAUUAGUAUUGGUUACAGCUUCAAGGUUUUCUGCUAUAUUGUCGACUCAGUGGUAACCAUUAAUUGUUACAGUGUAUGAGUUUAUUAGUGAUUUGAAUUUAGCACUUUUAUUUACUUUAAAUUUUUUGCUUUAAUUGAAACUACACAUUUAUGUGUUUUGUUCGCUUUAUCAUAAUUAAUACGUACAGUUAUAAAAUUUUAGUACUACUACUUUGUUUCGAUAUUAAAACUAAAAUUGUCUUGUUCAUCAAAAUUAUAGAAAUAAAAAUAAGAAGUACAUUCUAA
Molecule: messenger RNA, 5190 nt
Organism: Lingula anatina
Lineage: Eukaryota; Metazoa; Brachiopoda; Lingulata; Lingulida; Lingulidae
Molecular function (GO): protein binding
Source: RefSeq, a predicted model, not a curated record